Messenger RNA from Photinus pyralis (common eastern firefly), 540 nucleotides. RefSeq names its product probable insulin-like peptide 7 (gene Ilp7). Bases 118 to 540 code for a protein of 140 amino acids. Lineage: Eukaryota; Metazoa; Arthropoda; Insecta; Coleoptera; Lampyridae. The transcript is spliced from 4 exons. The record is from RefSeq and is a predicted model, not a curated record.
CAGUCUAAGAGGAUCAAGUGAUAUUCAUAUUUGCGAAGAAACUUUGUGAAAAAGUUACGAUGGUCCAGGAGGUAUAAUUUUCGAGAUGAAUACUUACCAAAACUGAAGGUAUUUUAAAUGUGGCUUCCCGUUUCAACGGUCGUUGUACUUUGCGUGGUGCUUGAUGGUACCGUUUCAAAGGAUAAUGAUCUGGAAAAUAUGUUUCGACAAAGAUCAAGCUCGGAUUGGCAAGAAGCGUGGCACCACGAAAAGUUCACACGCUGUCGCGACACGUUAAUACAACACCUUUAUUGGGCAUGUGAGAAAGAUAUUUAUCGUUUAAGCAGAAGAAGUGAAAAACCUCGAGUGAUAAAGUUAGGCGAACGCUAUGAAUAUGAUAAACCACCAUGGAUAUCUGUCAUGAGAGCUCGACAGCUCGUACGUAGUCGUCGAGGUGGAUCUUCAAUAACAUCUGAGUGUUGUAGUUCUUCAGGAUGUACAUGGGAAGAGUAUGCAGAAUACUGUCCUACAAAUAAACGUCAUACUGUAUUUGUAGAUUAA